Messenger RNA from Paramecium octaurelia, 837 nucleotides. The record is from the annotation of a GenBank genome assembly. Lineage: Eukaryota; Ciliophora; Oligohymenophorea; Peniculida; Parameciidae.
AUGAUAACACCAGUACCUGAUUGUCUACACUAUUAAAGAAAUUGCGACAAGAAGGCUCCAUGCUGUGGUAAAUUUUAUCCUUGUAGACUCUGUCAUGAUGCCAAUUAUUAAGGACCUAAUUCGGAUGGAUGCAAAAUUGAAAUCAUGGAUCGAUUUAAUGUUACAGUUAUAAGAUGUCGAUAAUGUUUAUGUGAACAACCACCAACCAAUUAAUGUAUAUCAUGCAAUAUUCAAUUCGCUAAAUAUUUCUGUUCAAUUUGUAAAUUAUAUGAAGAUGACCCUAACAAAGAUGUGUAUCACUGCGAUGAAUGUAACAUGUGCAGAAGGGUAAUCAUCCUAUGCUUAUUCAGGGAAUAAAAUAAUUGAAUUUUCAUUGUAAGGUGUGUAACAUAUGUCUGAAUCUAGAAAAUUAAGAUUCACAUAAAUGUCUCGAUCAAAUAGCAGACACUAAUUGUCCUAUUUGUUUACAAAAUCUGAAAAUCUCAACAACUUAUAUAAUGCAAUUACCUAAUUGUGCUCACUUCAUUCAUACAUCGUGUUUAAAGUAACUACUCAAAUCCAAUAAAAGAAAUUGUCCACUAUGUAGCAUUCCUAUUAUUGUAAGUAUUUCAUUCGUUAAUAGAAAAUGUCUACAGAAGAGAUUGAAUAAUACGAUAAAUUAGCUUAGGAAGCAAAAAUUCUAAUACCCGCUCACAUUUAAAAUUAAAAAGUUUCCAUCAAAUGUUUGGAUUGUCGUAAAAUAACAAAUGAAAUCUAUUUCAAUUACUAUCUCAAAUGUAGCAAUUGUGGCUCAUACAAUACAAAACAAUGAUAAAUACUUAUGUUUCAAUUUCAUUC